Messenger RNA from Alligator sinensis (Chinese alligator), 3291 nucleotides. RefSeq names its product terminal nucleotidyltransferase 5B (gene TENT5B). The transcript has 2 exons. NCBI's taxonomy places the organism in Eukaryota, Metazoa, Chordata, Crocodylia, Alligatoridae. Gene Ontology annotation, biological process: mRNA stabilization. Gene Ontology annotation, molecular function: RNA binding; poly(A) RNA polymerase activity. The record is from RefSeq and is a predicted model, not a curated record. The coding region runs from base 222 to 1421 and encodes 399 amino acids.
CGGGUGCUUAGGCGGCGCAGUGCUCCGUGCAGCCGGGACGGGCCUCACUCUGCUCCUCCGCGCGGGCCUUCAGGAGACGUUUCCCCUCAGAAUUGAUUCUUAGCCUUCCUGUGCUUCUUUUUCGUUUGUUUGGUUUUUUUUAUUCCUCCCCGUCACUUCCGCCUCGCUUCCUCUCCCACUUCCGCCUCCUCUUCCGGCCGCUUCAGCCGAGGGGCGUCGCGAUGCUGUCGGCAGCGGCGGGGGGCCCCGGGCCCGGCGGCUUGGAGCGGCGCGGCGGCCGCUUCAGCGUCCUCACCUGGGAGCAGGUGCAACGGCUGGACCAGAUCCUGGGCGAGGCCGUGCCCAUCCACGGCCGCGGCAACUUCCCCACCCUGGCCGUGCGGCCGCGCCGGAUCGUGCAGGUGGUCCGCAGCCGUCUGGAAAAGAGAGGCAUUGCAGUCCAUAAUGUGAGAUUGAAUGGCUCGGCAGCCAGCCACGUCCUACAUCAAGAUAGUGGCCUGGGGUACAAAGACCUGGACCUCAUUUUUGGUGUGGAUCUGAAAAGUGAGGAUGUGUUCCAGCUGGUUAAGGAUGUGGUCAUGGACUGCCUCUUGGACUUCCUCCCAGAAGGAGUAAACAAAGAUAAGAUCACCCCUAUGACUCUAAAGGAGGCGUAUGUGCAAAAGCUAGUGAAAGUGUGUAAUGAAACAGACCGCUGGAGCCUCAUAUCGCUGUCCAACAACAGCGGGAAGAACGUGGAACUCAAGUUCGUAGACUCUCUCAGGCGGCAGUUUGAAUUCAGUGUGGACUCCUUCCAGAUCAUACUGGAUUCACUGCUGCUGUUCAGCGAGUGUUCAGAGAACCCCAUGUCUGAGAACUUCCACCCUACAAUCACUGGGGAAAGCAUGUAUGGGGACUUUGAGGAAGCAAUGGACCACCUCAGGAACAGAGUCAUUGCCACCAGGAAUCCAGAGGAAAUCAGAGGCGGUGGCCUUCUGAAGUACUGCAACCUCUUGGUGAGAGGAUUUAAGCCCAAAUCGGAAGUGGAUAUGAAGGCACUACAGAGAUACAUGUGCUCCAGGUUUUUCAUAGACUUCUCUGACAUUGGUGAGCAGCAGAGGAAGCUAGAGUGUUACCUUCAGAGUCACUUUGUUGGCAUGGAAAGCAAAAGAUACGAGUACCUUAUGACCCUGCACAGGGUGGUGAAUGAGAGCACUGUAUGCCUGAUGGGUCAUGAAAGGAGGCAAACUCUGACCCUCAUUGCCAUGCUGGCUGCAAGGGUCCUGGCUGAGCAGAGCAUCAUCCCAACCGUCACAAACGUUACCUGCUACUAUCAGCCAGCACCGUAUGUCAGUGAAAUAAACUUCAACUACUAUGUUGCCCACGUGCAGCCCCUUCUGCCUUGCAGUCACUCCUAUCCAACGUGGCUUCCCUGUAAUUGAGCAUGGAUGAUGCUCAGGACCUCCGCUCCAAAGCGUUUCCUUGCCUUUGGGAGCCUUUCGGGAAGACCUGCAACAAAAGGAAACUUGCUGGACUCUUGAGCAAGACUGUCUUGUUCCAACAGUCCUAGGAACUAGCGCUGUCUGCUGUACACUCUAGAGAUUGGAUGUGCAGUGUUAUGGAAACUAGACCUAUUUGAGAUGUUUACAGGAAGACUGAAUCACUUAGUGAAUUAUGUAGGCAAUUGAGGGUGGGGGCGUGUUAGGGGGAGACUACAGACUUAGAAUAAGAUAGAGCUGCACUGCCCCAAAAUGCAAAAGGAUCUAACUUUUUUUUUUUUUUAAGUGCAGAAGUGUUAUGGGUUGUGCAGACUCGUGGUUUCUGAAGAUAGAAGCCAGAGUGGCUAAUUACUUCGAAGGACCAAAGAAUCCUGUUUAAGUGCCUGUAACAACAUAAAACACAAUUGUACUGUAAACUUUAUUUUUCAGGGGCUGAGGUCCCGAGUGCUUGAGUGGGGAGUCUCAAAAAGAAAAAGGAAAAAAAGGGGAAAAAAAAAAGUUUUUGCGGGACGGGGGGGGGUCACCUGAUCAUUUCUAGUAACCGAACUGAAGCAGAUGUUGGAUUGCAGGUUACAUGUUGCUAAGGUUUUUGGCAUGGCUUGCUGCCUAUGAAGGAUCGACUGUGGCAAAUAGCGGUCCAAGCUGAGUUGCACAGAAAUGGGGUUAGCUUUGAUUGACUACAUGUAAAAUGCCUAAGCAUAAUAUGGGAGGGUUAGGCGGGGAGGAGGGAGGGAAAAGUGCAUGGUGGCAAAAGCUGUGCUGAGCUUUGGAGAUGGAAAGCAAUAGGGGGGUUUACAUGUGUAAUGACUAUUUAAAAAAAAAAAAAAAAAGUCCCAAGUCUGCAGUGCCAAAUGUAACUAUGUACAUAAACAGUAAAGCUAAGAGUCUGUUUUGGAGUCUGCCCGUGGCUUCACCAAUACAUAACCAUAUAUUUUCUAGGGAAUUUGAAAUACUACUUUUUUUGGCAUGCAGUGUGGUUUUAAUGCACAAAGCCAGUGGCUAGCUGGGUUAUCUAGAAAAGACUAGGCUUGUCUUGAAGCACAAACUGACUCACUGGCUAGUCAAACCAUUAUCAGCGAUAGCAACUACCAUGGUGGCUGGAGCCAGUUUUAGGUCAAAUGUACAGAACCUGGUCCCUCGGUACUAGAAUGCUGUUGAAUGAAUCCAGCAGAUUCUUUCCAUUUGAGCCUCCUUUGGCUCAGACUUCUUCCUUCCUGUGCCCAUCUUCAUGCCCUUUCUUCAAAAGCAGCCUGUUUCCACAUCUGAGCAACAGAUAACAUUUUAAAUUCAAAUGUAGCUUAGAAAUGGAACUUGUCUAGCUGUUACUUCAUUUUGUGCAAAAAUCAGUUUGGCCUUAGGAACAGAGAGAUCCUCUCGUGACUCCCCCCCCACCCCUGUUUAAAAAAACAAACCAAAACCUUUUAUGCCUGUGGGAGUUUUGGUACAUCUUAUGCAAGUAUAUUGACUUUGAAGUUGCUGUGAUGUCUAGAGCACAAAAAGUCCUGCCCUGAGCUGUCUGAAGUGAAUACCCCUCCUUUUGGAACAUCACAUCUCAGGCUUAACUAUGCAUUAUUUGUGGGGAGAGGGGGCGGAAGGGGGUUUAAAGCUCGUACGGUAGAGACAUCUGGCACUUUAGCCAUCAGCUCUACUGCUCAGAAUAUAUGAUGCAAGCCACUUCAUAGCGCUUUCUAAGUGGCUAACAAAACAUGAGCACUUAUUUACUAAUUUUGCUUUUUGGUCCUUGACAACACUGUACCAUGGCUGGACUGACUGAACAGUCUAAUUAAUAAAGAUUAGAUACUUGGAAUGUGAA